GUUCAACACUUUUCGUCACCAUGAGCUCUUUAUCAGUUAUGAGUCUCAUAACAAAAUUAGCUGCUAUUAUUGCUGGGAUAUUCACGCAGCCAACAGUUUAUCCUACGAGUGUUAUGCCUCAGGAUACAAUCGUCGACUUCAUCGUAGUGGGCGCAGGCUCGGCGGGCAGUGUGGUGGCUGGUCGACUCUCCGAGGUGCCGGAAUGGGAGGUGCUGGUGUUGGAGGCCGGAGGACAACCUCCCUCGUUCACGAAAAUUCCGUUCCUACAUUUUGCUUCUGAAUUUCCGAACAUAUCUUACGUCAACAAGUAUCCGACAAUUGCUCCAAAAUACUCUAGUCAAUUUGGCGUGUUAACUGAUCCAAGGUACACCACGGGAAAAAUGGUCGGAGGAUCAGGCGCCAUCAACCAGAUGAUACACAACCGAGGCAACCCCCAAGAUUACGACAAUUGGGCCCAGUUAGGAAACCCAGGCUGGGACUGGGAAACAGUUUUGAAAUAUUUCAAGAAAACUGAGGAUUACCGAAGUCCCAUGAAGCCUAGAGAUGCACCAUUCCGUGGGAUCGGCGGUCCUAUGAGUGUGCAGAAACUUGGCUGGAUGCCGCCGGUUGGUAGACUUGCUAUACAGGCUGGCAUGGAGGUGGGGUUACCGGAAAUCGACUACAACACAGAUACAAAAAUCGGUAGCAGUAUUUUACAGCUAGCAACGCGUAAUGGCGAGCGAGUGUCUUCGGCAGAUGCAUUUUUAAAGCCAAACAUGCAGCGCAAAAACCUGAAGCUACUAGUCAACUCUCAAGUUAUCAAGAUCCUACUGAAUAAGAACAACGAUGCAAUAGGAGUCAAAUACGUUCAUGAAAAUAAGGUGAAGCGAGUGUUCGCUAGGCGGGAGGUGAUAAUAUCAGCAGGUGGCGCUGACACUCCCAAGCUGCUGAUGCUGUCGGGGAUCGGACCGCGGGAGCAACUACGCAAGCAUGGGAUUGAUACUCGCGUGGACUUGCCAGGUGUAGGGCAGAAUUACCAAGACCAUGUAGGUCUCCGAGGAAUAAGUUGGACCAUCCACCCAAAUAUAUCGUCUUCAAUUUUUGAACGGAUCAGCCCGUCGGCGAUGCUGCGCUAUCAGAACAGUAGGGACGGUCCGUUGAGUGUUCCUCUCGGUAUCUGCGCAUCGUAUUUGCUGAAUGUCCACAAUCCAGAUGAGCCAACUGUUCCGGACAUUCAAGUGUUCCUGAUAUGUGCGCUUGACGGACAAGACUAUGGUCUUUUCUCCUUGAACGGCUACCAAGAAUCAGUCCGAGAAUAUUAUCGACCGACGCUGGGCAGAGAUGGAUUCUUCAUGCUUCCGAUGCUGUCCAGACCGAAGAGCGUCGGGACGGUGACUCUCAAGUCUAGGAAUCCCUUCGAUCCGCCCGUCCUGGACCCCAACUGCCUCAGUCACCCCGACGACGUCGAGCUGAUGGUCAAAGCUGCCAAGGCUUCACUGAAGUUAGGGAAUGCCAAGAUCUUCCGUAGGGCGCUCGGAGCAGAACCUUUCAAAAAACCAAUUCCUGGCUGCGCGCAUCUUGAGUUCCAGUCCGACGACUACUGGAGAUGUUUCGUGCGCGGCAUGGCGGGUGCGAUGUCGCACAUCAGCGGCACCUGCAAGAUGGCUCCAGACUCCGACCCCAUGGGGGUGGUGACGCCGCGGCUCAUCGUGCGAGGUGUCAGGAAUUUACGCGUCGUGGACGCGUCAAUCAUGCCCCAAAUAGUUUCCGGUAAGCGCAACAAGAAGGGGGAGUCAGGCAUUCUGCUGGCCAACAUCGAGGAGCUCUUCCCACAAAGAGCGCGUAAUAAGACUGGCGUGCUGAGAGAGAUGGUCGACGAAGGGUUAUUCCCCAGAAAGGACUGGCAGGACUUUAUUUCCAGCAUCGAAGAACGGAUUUUAUUGGAGCACCAUCACCGCCUUGUGGUCCUGCUGGAGGAGGGAGCUGGCGUGGACGUAGUAUAUAGGUACCUGGACUUCGCUAAAGCUCUUGACAAAGUUAACCAUUGGGUGCUCUUCAGAAAGCUGAAGCUGUUGGGGGUAGGAGGAGGAAUUUCUUUACCAUCAGAGUAUAAGCUGUCGCAAUUGGAAACUCGAAAUCGAGAGAAGCGAGAGUGA
Messenger RNA from Hyalella azteca, 2135 nucleotides. RefSeq names its product glucose dehydrogenase [FAD, quinone]-like. Lineage: Eukaryota; Metazoa; Arthropoda; Malacostraca; Amphipoda; Hyalellidae. The record is from RefSeq and is a predicted model, not a curated record. Bases 21 to 2135 code for a protein of 704 amino acids. Gene Ontology annotation, molecular function: oxidoreductase activity, acting on CH-OH group of donors; flavin adenine dinucleotide binding. The transcript has 16 exons.